GUCUUCAGUAAUAAACAGACGUCGAACGCAGGCGGUUCUCCAAGCGUAAUUUGUAUCUGCUGCGUGUUCUGUGUUCUCAGUGUUGUGUGUUAUAUGUACUGCGUAUCUGUAUCUAUCGCUUCGCAACGGCGACCCCUCUUGAAUCCAUCCAAAACGUAAACCGAAAAACAGCAAACAAUAAGAAAUAAGCAAUAAGAAGAAUAUACGAAAAACACCCACCAAAAUACACACACACACAACAGAGAAAGGCAAAAAUAAAGCCGGUUCAGUUCGGUUCAGUUCGCUAAGGCAUGCCAAGGAUGCAGUGCAUUGAACAUUUUGUAUCUUUGGGAUACAAAUUAAGUUGAUUUGUUGCGCUCGCCGUGUGUGCGCUUUUCGAAGUUUAAGUCGCUGUCCUGCCCCGGUCUGAUCUGGUCUGGACUGGCCUGGUCUGGGUAAUUGAACUGCACCCCGUACACGCAACACAAUCAAAAGAGUAUCUGGCCCCCGUCUUCUGGCUUGCAUUUUGUGUAUCUAGAUACCUUUGUCGGUAACGGUGUCGGUCUCGGUCUCGGCCUCAGUAUCGCAGCGUCGUCGCAGUUUCAGUCGCAGUUGGUGUCGAUAUCGCUGCCAUUACAAUUUGACGACAGCAAAGGCAGCAGCUUGCUUGUCGCUUGUCAAUCUAGGCGCUGAUAAAAAACCACAAAACAUAAACCAACAUCAACAAUAACAACAAUAACAACAACAACUAGCAGCAAGUGCCGUGAAUCGUCUUGGUAUCUCUUUUUUGCCUUUUGGUCGCCGUGUUCAGUGAUAAAUGCAUUUCAUGCGUUCCAACUAUGUAAAUACCAAUUUAAUUUGAGUGUCUACAGUAAAUACAGCACACAGUGCCCAACUCCCUCCGAGCCGUUCAAAAAGGCAGUCAGCAGUCAUCAUCAGUUGGAAUCGUUGUCGCUGUCGCUGUCGUCGUAGUUGUCGUUGUCGUUGUCGCUGUCGUUGUCGCUGUCUGACUGGGCCGGGCAUCCAAAUAUUGAAUAUUUACACAUGCGUUGAGAGUGGAGUGCAUUUUCGAGUGCCUGCACUUACGAGUAUAGCCCACUGUGCUCCAAAGGGAUAUACUCGCAUAUACUCGAGUACGAUACGGAUACGAAUACGAAUUUGAGUACCUAUAUAAUCAUCACCAUUAUCAUCAUCAUCGUCGUCACUUUGUCCGAGUGCAUGUGUGUGCGAGUGAGUGUGUUAACAUAGUUUGCUAAUUGCUAACAAGCAUUCCCUGAGAAUCUAUCGCACACAACGCAACACAACACAACAAUCAAUGGAUAUGAAUAUGCUGUUGAUGCUCAGCCUGGCGAUUGCUCUAUGCGCUCCCAGCCUGGCCAGCUCAUCACGUUCCAUUCAACCGGGCCAGAGUCAGGCCAUCAUCGAGAACGAUGCCGUUGACUUUAGCUGCGAGGCAAGGGCAAGUGGACCCUCCAGCGAUUUGCAUUACGAGUGGUUGCAUAAUGGUCAGCAAAUUGUGUAUGACAAACGUGUGCAACAAAUCGACGGCAAUUUGCAUAUCGAGUCGGUGCAACGCGACGAUGCCGGCGACUUUGUGUGCAUUGCAACCAGUGUGGCCAGCGGCGCCAGGCAGGAGUCGCCUUCAGCUAAAUUGAGCGUGAUAUAUCUGGACUCGGCAAGCGUGCAACUGCUGGGCAGCAAUCGAAACGAGUUGUUGCUCAAGUGCCACGUAGAAGGGGCCUCUGGCGAUGAGCCGUUGCGCAUUGAAUGGUAUCGGGACAGCGCCAAGCUGAGCACCUGGCAGAAUGUGGAGCUGCAACAGCAUCGAUUGCUGGUGCGACAGCCGAGCAGCGCCGAUGAUGGCUUCUACCGCUGCAUUGCCUCCAAUGCGGCGGCGCGUGUGAUGAGCAAACAGGGCUUUGUGUAUCAGCAUCAGCACGAGAAUCAUACGAGCGGCAUACCCAAGUGCCUGCCCAGGUUGAAGAAGAACCAAAAGCUGCCAGAGUCGUGGGGCAAGCAAGUGUUCUUGUGUCGCGGCAAACGUGGAGGUGCCGGCGGCAUGGAUCAAUCACUGUCACUGCCACCAUCUCCCGAUGGUCUGCGCAUUGAGCAAGGCCCCAACGCCAAGCUAAUCAUCAAGGAGGGAGACGCGGCUGCCCUCAGUUGUCUCUACGAACUGCCCGCCGAGCUGCAAAAUCAACGCAUUCAGCUGCGUUGGCGGAAGGAUGGCAAAGUGCUGCGACAUGUGGAGCUGGGAAGUGCACUCAUACCCGGUCAGACACUGGACUUCAGCAAGGACGCCCUGCUGCGUGAAGACGGUCGCCUUGUGCUGCACAAGCAGAAUGGCACCCUUAGCUUUAGCAGCAUUAUUGCCAGUGAUGCCGGACAAUAUAUGUGCCAAUUGCAGCUGGAGGGUCAUGUGGCAGUCAACUCAGCACCUGGGACUUUGGAGGUCAUUGAGCAGCUGAAAUUUAUGCCGCAGCCGACGUCGAAAAACCUGGAGCUUGGCAUUCUCGGCAAGCUGCACUGCAAGGCACAGGGCACUCCAACACCACAGGUUCAAUGGCUGAGGGAUGCGGCGAAUGACUCGCUGCCAGAGCACGUGGAUGACAUCAAUGGCACUUUAACCUUUAAGAAUGUGACCGCCGAGCAUCGAGGCAACUACACGUGCAUGGCCAGCAAUAGCCAGGGACAGAUUAACGCCACAGUCUCCAUAAAUGUGGUGGUCACACCAAAGUUUAGCGUCGCACCCGUGGGACCCAUUGAGACAACCGAACAGGGCGUGGCUGUCAUACACUGUCAGGCAAUUGGAGACCCCAAGCCAACGAUACAGUGGGACAAGGACUUGCAAUUCCUUAGCGAGAACAACACGGAUCGUCAGCGUUUCAGCUUCUUGGAAAAUGGCACACUCGAAAUCCGCAAUGUCCAGGCCGAGGAUGAGGGUAAAUACGGCUGCACAAUUGGCAACAGUGCGGGAUUGAAGCGCGAAGAGGUUCGUCUGCUGGUGCGCAGCAAUGGCGAUGGUUUCAUCACCGAGGAAUCAGCUGGGGAUGGUUUUCUAGUGACACGUGCCGUGCUCAUCACCAUGACCGUUGCCUUGGCCUACAUUGUGCUUGUGGUGGGACUGAUGCUCUGGUGUCGCUAUCGUCGCCAGGCGCGCAAGGCUCGCCUCAAUGAGAUGAGCAUUAAGGAGGCCGGCGGUGAUCAGCCGGAAUCGGGAAAGAACACUGAGCAGGAGCCAUGUCUGGCGAAGCAAUCACGCAACGGACACAGCAAAUCUCGAGGCGCCAACGGGGAUGCCCAGAAAUCCGAUGACACCGCCUGCAGCCAACAGUCGAGGGCAUCAAAGAAAUCGGCUCAUAUCUACGAGCAACUGGCUUUGCCUCGCUCCGGUCUCAGCGAGCUCAUACAAAUUGGACGCGGAGAGUUUGGCGACGUCUUUGUUGGCAAGCUGAAGGCUUCGCUGGUGUCGACGCAGUCACAAAGUGACAAGGACACGGAUCCGGAGAAGCAGCACAGCAACAGCGAGAAUGGCAGCGGAGCCAGCGGCAGCGGAAGCACUACAUUGAGUACGCUGAACGAGAAGCGUCGCUCUAAGACCUCAAUGGAUGACAUCGAGGAGAUCAAAGAGGAGGAACCGUCACAGCCAGACCAAACGGAAACCACACCCGAUCAACUGGUGCUGGUCAAGGCACUCAACAAGGUUAAGGAUGAGCAGGCUUGCCAGGAGUUCCGACGACAACUCGACUUGCUACGCGCCAUCUCGCACAAAGGUGUCGUGCGUCUGUUUGGUCUGUGCCGGGAAAAGGAUCCGCACUACAUGGUUCUCGAGUACACAGACUGGGGAGAUCUCAAACAAUUUCUACUGGCCACCGCUGGCAAGGUAAACACUGCCACAGCUGGAUCCUCACCACCGCCACUAACUACAAGUCAAAUGUUGGCUGUGGCUUAUCAAAUAGCCCGUGGCAUGGACGCCAUCUAUCGCGCCCGAUUCACACACAGAGACUUGGCCACUCGCAACUGCGUUAUCUCCAGUGAAUUUAUCGUGAAAGUAGCUUAUCCGGCACUGUGCAAGGAUAAAUAUAGUCGGGAAUAUCACAAGCAUCGCAACACGCUGCUGCCAAUCCGCUGGCUGGCACCGGAGUGCAUCCAAGAGGAUGAGUACACCACCAAAAGCGACAUCUUUGCCUUCGGUGUGGUGGUGUGGGAACUAUUCAAUCAAGCCACCAAGCUGCCCCACGAGGACCUAACCAAUGAGCAUGUGGUGCAACGUGCGAUGGCCAACACACUGGAAUGGUCCGUAGCCGAUAGUACACCAGCCAGCCUCAAGGAGAUUUUGCUCACCUGCUGGUUGACCAAUCCCAAAGAACGCCCAUCCUUCAGUCAGUUGGGAGCCGCGCUCAGCAAGGCCAUGCAAAGUGCUGAGAAAUAAUUAGCGACAGCGUUGCCAGAUUGAUGACUGAAUUAGUGUUGGCAAACGUUAUAACUUAACAUUAACAUUUGCUAACUACGCCAAAUAUAAUUUGUAGUAUUUUUCAUAGUAUAUAGAGGAGUACUCGCAAAAUGCCGCAGCAUUUGCUUGAACCAUUUGCGAGAGUCCAAUGUUAUCGCAUCGUACUGAGUUCUAUGUAUUUAAAUGCUAGGCGUGUGUUCAACAUGCGCACUUAAUGCUAAACCUAGGAUAAGAAUACGUAUAAUCACACAACUACAUACAUACAUAGAAAAUUGUGUAUGCAGUUGAAUUGUAAAAACCGCAAGCAUUGAUAUCUUCUCUAAAGUAUUUGCGUGGUGCUGCAUAAAAUAUGCAGCUAAAAUGUAAAUAAAAACUGCCACAAACAAUUUGCAAUUAAACCAGUUGAAGCAUUUAUAGCCGUAGCCUUUGGGGUAUUUUGAGAAAUAUUUUCAAAUCUCCCAAAACAUGCGAAUAUAUAUAUUUAAUGAUAAGAUCAAUUUUAUAAUGUAAUCUUACAUACUGAUAAACAAACAAUUUGAAGCAUUUACAUAAGUUCAUAAAUAUUUAUAAUUAAAUUAUUUAUAAUUAAAUUAAAUAAAAUACACAACAAUGAAUUACAACGAGUAUUUUAAUUUCCAAAUUCAAUUACCUACUUAAGCCAAAUUUUUAAACAUAAAUACAUACAUACUUACGUAUAACAUAAUUUCUAAAUACAUAAAAAGCAAAUAAAUCGUAACAAAUUUAUAACUAGCCGUUUAAGCUUUGAUGCAUGUUUACAAAACAUUUAAAUGAAAUAAUAAAC
Molecule: messenger RNA, 5234 nt
Organism: Drosophila albomicans
Lineage: Eukaryota; Metazoa; Arthropoda; Insecta; Diptera; Drosophilidae
Gene: otk
Product: tyrosine-protein kinase-like otk
Exons: 7
Coding region: 1295-4411 (1038 amino acids)
Biological process (GO): cell surface receptor protein tyrosine kinase signaling pathway; protein phosphorylation; positive regulation of kinase activity
Cellular component (GO): signaling receptor complex
Molecular function (GO): transmembrane receptor protein tyrosine kinase activity; ATP binding
Source: RefSeq, a predicted model, not a curated record